AUAGCGACAUGACGAACGUUCCAGAAAGAAGGUUAUCUCUCGCUUACUAUUGGAUGAAGUUUCGAAAGAGAAAAGACAGAUGGCAGUACGUUUUUUUGUGAUAGCUACCAUACGGUAGAGCCAAUCAGCGAAGGGAAAGGGAGUAUAUAUAGUAGAGACGUGACAGAAUGCUUCAUUCAGUGUUCUCCGAAUUUCUUGAAUUAGUUCACAAUGACCGGUCGUGGUAAAGGAGGUAAAGGUCUCGGUAAAGGCGGUGCUAAGCGGCAUCGUAAAGUCCUGCGUGACAACAUCCAGGGUAUCACAAAGCCUGCCAUCCGUCGUCUUGCUCGCCGUGGAGGUGUGAAGCGUAUUUCAGGUCUCAUCUACGAGGAAACUCGUGGCGUUCUUAAAGUAUUUCUGGAGAACGUCAUUCGCGAUGCUGUUACCUACACCGAACACGCUAAGAGAAAGACCGUCACAGCCAUGGAUGUUGUGUAUGCUUUGAAACGCCAAGGCCGUACUCUCUACGGUUUCGGUGGUUAAUAUUCUUAACCGAUUCAGACUCCAAAUGUUUUGCACAAUCGGCCCUUUUCAGGGCCACCAAAGUUUUAAGAAACGAAUUGCUCUAACAACUUGUUAUAUAUCUUGGCCAUAAUUCACAUUCUGCAAAUUGUAACAGAAUUUCAUAUUGAAAUAAAAGUAAAAAUUUGA
Molecule: messenger RNA, 690 nt
Organism: Daphnia magna
Lineage: Eukaryota; Metazoa; Arthropoda; Branchiopoda; Diplostraca; Daphniidae
Product: histone H4
Exons: 1
Coding region: 211-522 (103 amino acids)
Biological process (GO): nucleosome assembly
Cellular component (GO): nucleosome
Molecular function (GO): structural constituent of chromatin; protein heterodimerization activity; DNA binding
Source: RefSeq, a predicted model, not a curated record